Messenger RNA from Pichia membranifaciens NRRL Y-2026, 1320 nucleotides. RefSeq lists its product as hypothetical. Gene Ontology annotation, molecular function: pyridoxal phosphate binding; identical protein binding; L-ornithine transaminase activity. Lineage: Eukaryota; Fungi; Ascomycota; Pichiomycetes; Pichiales; Pichiaceae. The transcript has a single exon. The coding region runs from base 1 to 1320 and encodes 439 amino acids. Gene Ontology annotation, cellular component: cytoplasm. The record is from RefSeq and is a predicted model, not a curated record.
AUGGGAUCAGCACCAACACCUGAAUUCAACUUGUCGUCUGCUAAGGCGACGCAGUACGAGGAAGAGUACGCUGCACACAACUACCACCCUCUACCAGUGGUGUUCCACAAGGCGCAGGGUGCGCACGUGUGGGAUCCAGAGGGCAAGGAGUACCUCGACUUCCUUUCGGCGUACUCGGCAGUCAACCAGGGACAUUGCCAUCCCAGAAUAAUCAAUGCGCUCAUCGACCAAGCACAGAAGUUGACGCUCUCGUCGAGAGCGUUCUCCUGUGACAUAUUCGGCUCGUACGCCAAGUAUGUGACGGAGUUUUUCGGCUACGAAAACGUGUUGCCUAUGAACACAGGGGCGGAGGCCGUGGAAACAGCACUUAAGAUCGCCAGAAGAUGGGGGUACGUGAAGAAGGGUAUCAACCCGGACGAGGCCAUCAUUUUGAGUUGUGAGGACAACUUUCACGGCAGAUCGAUCGCCAUCGUGUCCAUGUCCACCGACCCGGACGCCAAGACCAACUUCGGGCCCUACUUGAAGAACGUCGGUCCAAUCAUUCCAGGCACUGACAACCAGGUCUUGAGAUAUGGGAAGAUCGAGGACGUCGAGCUUGCCUUCAGGAACGCUGGAGACAAGAUUGCAGCCAUUUUGAUUGAGCCAAUCCAGGGUGAAGCCGGUAUUGUCGUUCCUCCUCGGGACUACUUUGAAAAAAUCAAAGCCCUUUGUAAGGCUUACAACGUCCUUUUGAUUGCAGACGAGAUCCAAACUGGUAUUGCCAGAACGGGGAAGAUGCUCUGCUGGGAACACUACCUGUCCAGAGAAAACAAGCCAGACAUGGUUCUCUUGGGUAAGGCCAUUUCUGGCGGUGUCCUGCCUGUCUCUGCCGUCCUCUCAUCCAGAGAAAUCAUGUCGGUUUUGGAGCCUGGCUCCCAUGGCUCUACCUACGGUGGUAAUGCGUUGGCUUCGAGAGUGGCAAUCGAGGCAUUGGCCGUCGUGAAGGACGAGAAGUUGGUGGAAAGAUCCAAGGAGUACGGACACUUUUUCCAAGAGGAGUUGAAGAAGUUGGCUGCCGAGUCAAACGGCAUGAUAAAGGAGGUCAGGGGUCUCGGCUUACUAUGUGCCAUUGUUGUCGACAACACCAAGACCAACGGCAAGUCUGCGUGGGACUUGUGCUUGUUGAUGAAGGACCAUGGGGUCCUCGCCAAGCCUACCCACGAACACAUCAUCAGAUUGGCCCCUCCUUUGGUGAUAUCCAAGGAAGACUUGCUCAAGGGUGUCGACAGCAUCCGUCAAGCCUUGAUUGAGCUUCCAAACUGCAAGGCUGUCGCACACUAA